Saccharomyces cerevisiae S288C is the source of this 543-nucleotide messenger RNA. RefSeq names its product L-methionine (R)-S-oxide reductase (gene YKL069W). Gene Ontology annotation, molecular function: L-methionine (R)-S-oxide reductase activity. Gene Ontology annotation, cellular component: cytoplasm; nucleus. NCBI's taxonomy places the organism in Eukaryota, Fungi, Ascomycota, Saccharomycetes, Saccharomycetales, Saccharomycetaceae. The record is from RefSeq and is marked reviewed. The coding region runs from base 1 to 543 and encodes 180 amino acids. The transcript has a single exon.
AUGGGCUCAUCAACCGGGUUUCAUCAUGCCGAUCAUGUUAACUAUUCUUCAAAUCUGAAUAAGGAAGAAAUUCUAGAACAGCUUCUGCUUUCAUACGAGGGGCUAUCAGAUGGACAAGUCAAUUGGGUUUGUAAUUUGUCAAACGCUUCGUCAUUGAUCUGGCAUGCGUACAAGUCAUUAGCUGUUGAUAUCAAUUGGGCUGGAUUUUACGUUACUCAAGCUAGCGAAGAAAACACACUGAUAUUGGGCCCAUUUCAAGGAAAGGUCGCUUGCCAAAUGAUUCAAUUCGGUAAAGGUGUUUGCGGAACUGCAGCCUCUACAAAGGAAACGCAGAUUGUUCCAGAUGUCAACAAGUAUCCCGGUCAUAUUGCGUGCGACGGUGAAACCAAGAGCGAAAUUGUUGUUCCAAUCAUAUCCAAUGAUGGUAAGACAUUGGGCGUCAUAGACAUAGAUUGUUUGGAUUACGAAGGAUUCGACCACGUAGACAAAGAAUUCCUAGAAAAACUUGCUAAAUUAAUUAAUAAAUCAUGUGUCUUUAAAUAA